Molecule: messenger RNA, 947 nt
Organism: Mollisia scopiformis
Lineage: Eukaryota; Fungi; Ascomycota; Leotiomycetes; Helotiales; Mollisiaceae
Product: phosphoserine phosphatase
Exons: 5
Coding region: 45-854 (269 amino acids)
Molecular function (GO): phosphatase activity
Source: RefSeq, a predicted model, not a curated record
GUUCCGUCGCAGAGCAAUUGCAACCAAUCGCAAAACAAAAUACAAUGCCAUUUCCAGACUACAUAGAGAAGAAACCGAAGAUAAUCUUCUUUACCGACUUCGAUGGCACGAUCAGUAACCAAGACUCUUGCGACUGGCUGAUUGAGCAUGAGGGCUAUGGAUACGCGAAGAUGCAAGAGGGCUUUCAAGCUGUAUAUGAUGGAAAAAGAACAUACGGUGAAGUCAGCUGCGAGCAAUUUGAGAGCAUAAAGACACCCUUCGACCAAUGCAUCGAGAAAAUCUUAACUCAUGUCGAGUUGGAUGAGCAUUUCAUAACCUUCUACGAAUGGUGCAUCUCGGCCUCGAUCCCACUCGUUAUCCUUUCAGGAGGCCUCACACCAAUAAUCCGAGCUCUUUUGGGUCGAGCAAUUGGCCACGAGCUCCGCGGCGUUGAAAUCAUUGCCAACUCAGUGGUAGUCAGAAACGGCUUCGAAUCGCUCAACGACCAAGGUGGUGCUUGGAGAGUCCAAUUCCACGAUGAAAACAUAUAUGGGCACGACAAGGCUUGUGCGAUUCAGCCCUACACCAAGCACAGAGAAGGAUUGCCGAAGCAUGAAAAAUCAAUCCUUCUGUAUGCAGGUGACGGUGUGAGUGAUCUGAGUGCGGCAAAGGAAACGGAUCUCUUGUUUGCUAAGCAGGGCGAGGAUAAGUAUCUCGUUAAGUACUGCAAGCAACAAAAGAUACCCUUUACCGAGUUCAAAAACUGGAAGGAGAUUCUGGAAAUCACCCAAGACUUAUAUCAUGAUAGCAAAUCAGUGAGACAAGUAAUUGAGCAGAACCGUGGUGUUUUAGAGGGCAACGACAGCCAUAUCUGAUACGAAGACAAGAGUAUCCAGGAAGGGUUAGUCAAAUAGAAAAUUAGUUCGAAGUUUGCAAGUUCACUAUUGCAUCGAAGGCUAUGAAUUCAG